AUGCCUGACAAUGCCGGCAACACAUCUUGGGUUACUGAAGAUACAGAGUCUACGCAAUACGCAUUAAUCAUCAAAAACGAGAAACGCUAUGAUAAUCACAAAAGCCUCAAGAUUCACUCUGUCGUUGUUCAAAGUGAAACGCUGAAGACAUUCCUAGGCAAAGUGCUAGAAGGAUACCCUACUAUCACAACUACAUUGCAACGUCUUGAAUUCACUGCGCCAUUCAAACCGCUGGUUCAUCGGUGGGAUGAUCUCGUGAAGAUCCGCGAAGAAGAGGAGGAUGCAGUUACCAAGGAAUAUAUAGAUCUCUUCUAUACGAUCUUUGAGGUGGAGCUCCGGGAUAUUCUAUCCCGCAAGAACGAUAUGACUUCUAACGGAGUUAUUACUCAUGAGCUAUUGUGGACCAUUUUUGAGCCUAGUGGCUUAGUUAUCAGCACAUCUUAUGGCCGCACGAGCGGUUUCCUCUUUAAAGACACGAGCGUUGAUUAUCGAACAAAAGCUUGGGUCAUCGAGGCUAAGCGUAUUGCAUACGACGGUACAACAUUCGGAUUUGAAGAUCAAUCGUUCAUAGUUCCCUUCUUCAAUGGGACCAAGCUUAUCACAUCACUAGCUGUCUCACCAUUGAGAUACCACGCCGAUAAAGAUACUAUCCAGGCCAGUUUGCUAGCUAACGGCAAGAUCUGGGAAGAGCAUCAAGGCUUUCACCAUAAGCAAUACGAAGGUGUUGCCUAUGGCUUUCUAGACCACGGAAUAGAUGACGAUCUUAUCGAGUAUGAUCUUAUCGAGUACCACGUCAAAAGCCGAGUCAUCAUCGAUACAGAGGCUUUCAAAACCUUCCACGACAUCAAGAUAAUAUAUAUUGAUAAUACAAAUAUCGAUGAUAUUCUAACAGAUGAGCAGCGAAUCGUUUCUUCAGGGUUACUCUACGGUUAUUUCCUAGAAGAUAAGAAGUAA
Molecule: messenger RNA, 954 nt
Organism: Penicillium taxi
Lineage: Eukaryota; Fungi; Ascomycota; Eurotiomycetes; Eurotiales; Aspergillaceae
Exons: 1
Coding region: 1-954 (317 amino acids)
Source: RefSeq, a predicted model, not a curated record